Molecule: messenger RNA, 1446 nt
Organism: Eufriesea mexicana
Lineage: Eukaryota; Metazoa; Arthropoda; Insecta; Hymenoptera; Apidae
Product: glutenin, high molecular weight subunit PW212
Exons: 4
Coding region: 1-1446 (481 amino acids)
Source: RefSeq, a predicted model, not a curated record
AUGUAUCUGAAGAACUCUCUCGCUCUUUUCUUCGUUGUUCUGGCAGUAGUCCAGGCAAUUCCAACGACGAGGAUCGAAGAUGCGUUGCACGAGGAGAAGCUCCAGCUGGAAGAAGAUGUCGAGAACAAGGACAGAUCGAAGAAGUCGGUGCUCUUCUUGAACCAGCCUGCAGCGAUCGUUCCAGCUCAGACGUACAGCAUCCAAAUGCCUGGCUAUCCUACUGUUGAAACUCUCAGCAUCCAACAGCCUGCACAAUCUGUUCAAACACUCAGCCUCCAAUCCAAUGCUCAACCUGGACAAGUUCUCAGCAUUCAACAAGGACCACAGCCUGUAGAAACUCUCAGCAUCCAGUCUAAUGCUCAACCAGGGCAAGUUGUCAGCAUCCAACAAGGACCACAGCCUGUAGAAACUCUCAGCAUCCAGUCUAAUGCUCAACCUAGGCAAGUUGUCAGCGUCCAACAAGCACCACAGAGCGUAGAAACUGUCAGCAUCCAACAAGGACCACAGAGCGUAGAAACUCUCAGCUUCCAAUCCAAUGCUCAACCUGGUCAAGUUCUCAACAUCCAACAAGGACCACAGCAUGCAGAAACUCUCAGCAUCCAGUCUAAUGCUCAACCUGGUCAAAGCGUAGAAACUCUCAGCUUCCAAUCCAAUGCUCAACCUAGUCAAGUUCUCAGCAUCCAACAAGGACCACAGAGUGUAGAAACUCUCAGUAUUCAAUCUAAUGCUCAACCUGGUCAAGUUUUCAGCAUCCAACAAGCACCACAGACCGUAGAAACUCUCAGCUUCCAAUCCAAUGCUCAACCUAAUCAAGUUCUCAACAUCCAACAAGGACCACAGAACGUAGAAACUCUCAGCAUUCAAUCUAAUGCUCAACCCAGUCAAACUCUGAGUCAGAUCCAGGGUCAAGCUUUCAUUCAGUCAGGUUCUACUCUGUUCUCUCAGUCUGUCCCAUCGGUCAACUACGUGGAGACCAUUCAGCCAACUCAGUUUCUACCUGCGGAAACCAGCCUGAACAUCGUCCAACCUGCAAUGUCUGUCAAAGAGGUUCAAGUCGAAUCCCUGUCAGUGCCAUCAAACGCAGUCGUCGAGACCAUCAGACAGGAAGUUGUUGAGCCUGUGAGAGAGGAAAUCAUCGUUUCGCCAUUGAGCAACGAGGUGGUCGAGAACGUUGUCUCUGUUGUACCAGCUUACAGAGACCAAGUGAUUGUCAGUCCUUCGAAUUCUUUUUUAAUGAUGGCCGAGCCGGAAGUACUGGCUUCCUACCUCAAUGUACCUCAAGCUUACAGCUACAGUCCCCGAAUUCUCACCGGUCUGAGGCCUUCAGGCCUAGUCGUGGAGGAACCUGUACGAGUCCUGCAGGAACACGCCAUGGUGGACACCGUGCAGAAGAGCAGAGUGUUGGGAGGUCGCGUAACGGAGUCACUAGUGUCACGAGUCAUUUAA